AUGGCUGCGGUGGCAGAGGGGCUGGAGCCCGAGACAGCAGCUUUAGAAGAUACUGCAAGAGAUGCUACAGAUGCUGUGGACGCAAGGCUGGGGGUGCCCCCUCUCCUGGCUGGGAACCGGCUGAGCCUGGACCUGUACCCCAGGGGCUGCCACCGGCUGCUGCACCUGUGUGCCCAGCAGGUCCGUCAGUUGCUGGAGGUGGAGUUCCUGCAGCUGAGUGGCCACGAGGACCCUCAGCUGCUGCAGGCCACCCUGGCCCAUCUGCCCUGGAGCCUGCCACGCCUCCGCUCCCUGGUCCUCAAAGGUGGGCAACAUCGGGACGCUCUGGGUGCCUGCCUCCGGGGCUCCCUCGCCACGCUGCCCGCCAGCCUGAGUGGCCUGGCCCACUUGGCCCACCUGGACCUGAGCUUCAACAGCCUGGAGACGUUGCCAGCCUGUGUCCCGCAGUUGUGUGGCCUGGAUGCCCUCCUGCUCUCUCAUAACUGCCUCUCAGAGCUGCCUGAGGCCCUGGGGGCCCUCCCCGCCCUCACCUUCCUCGCUGCCACCCACAACCGCCUGCAAACGCUGCCCACAGCACUGGGGUCCUUGUCCAGCCUGCAGCGCCUCGAUCUCUCUGAGAACCUGCUGGAUGCUCUGCCCCCUGAGAUCGGAGGCCUGAGUAGCCUGGCCGAGCUCAACCUCGCCUCCAACCGGCUGCAGGGCCUCCCUGCUUCCCUUGCGGGCCUGCAGUCCCUACGGUUCCUCGUUCUGCACAGCAACCUUCUGGCUUCGGUACCUGCUGGCCUGGCCCACCUCCCGCUGCUCGCCCGGCUCGACCUGAGGGACAAUCAGCUCCGAGACGUGCCCCCCGAGCUACUGGAUGCCCCCUUCGUGCGCCUGCAAGGAAACCCCCUGGGUGGGCCUAGCCCCGACCCCCACAUUCCUCCAGGGAUACCCGUGGUCCCAGAAAUGCCCAGACUGUUGCUGACUUCAGAUCUGGACAGCUUUGCCGUGACCCCCCUAGGCUGCUCUGUGACCCUGGCCUGCGGUGUCCGCCUGCAGUUCCCUGUGGGAGCCACUGCUACCCCUGUUACCAUCCGCUAUCGACUGUGGCUGCCAGAGCCCCGCCUCGCCCCUCUGGGUCCCCACGACUCUCUGCUCAGUGGUGUCCUGGAGCUGCAGCCCCAUGGAGUGGCCUUCCAGAAGGAGGUGGGCCUGUGGCUGCUCUUUGUGCCCCCACGGGCACGGCGUUGCCGUGAGGUGGUGGUCAGGACCCUGAGUGACAAUAGCUGGUGUGACCUGGAGACCCACCUGGAGGAAGAGGCGCCCAAGCGGCUCUGGGCUCACUGCCAGGUGCCUCACUUCUCCUGGUUCCUCGUGGUUUCACGCCCUGUGUCUGACGCCUGCCUGGUGCCACCAGAGGGGACAUUGCUGUGCUCCUCAGGACAUCCUGGGGUCAAGGUCACAUUCCCCCCUGGGGCCACUGAGGAGCCCCGUCAUGCCCGUAUGCAGGUGGUGCGCGUGGGCAGCAGAGAACUGCCGGCCCUGCUGGGAGAGCCUGAGGCGGCCGCCAGCCCCCUGCUCUGCCUCUCCCAGAGCGGCCCCCCAAGCUUCCUUCGGCCAGUCACCGUGCAACUGCCUCUGCCCCCUGGCGUCACAGGCCUGAGUCUGGACCGCUCACACCUGCACCUGCUGUACCGGGCCCCUCCCGCGGCCACCUGGGACGACAUCACGGCGCAGGUGGCGCUGGAGCUCACCCACCUGUACGCUCGCUUCCAGGUCACACGCUUCUCCUGGUACUGGCUCUGGUACACCACCAAGACUUGCGUGGGGGGCCUGGCGCGGAAGGCCUGGGAGCGGCUGCGGCUGCACCGCGUGAGCCUCAUCGCGCUGCAGAGGCGCCGGGACCCCGAGCAGGUCCUGCUGCAGUGCCUGCCCCGCAACAAGGUGGACAGCACCCUGCGGCGGCUGCUGGAGCGCUACCGUGGCCCGGAGCCCUCAGACACCGUGGAGAUGUUUGAGGGUGAGAAAUUCUUCGCUGCCUUCGAGAGGGGCAUCAACGUGGAUGCCGACCGUCCUGACUGUGUGGAGGGCAGGGUGUGCUUCGUGUUCUACUCACACCUCAAGAACCUGAAGGAGGUGUACGUGACCACAACGCUGGACCGGCGGGCUCAGGCCGUGAGGGGCCAGGUGUCCUUCUACCGAGGAGAGGUGCCAGAGGAGGUGCCUGAGGAGGCGGAGGCUGCUCGGCAGAAGAGGGGUGCAGAUGCCCCAUGGAUGGCCACUCUGCCCCUCAAGCUGCCGAGACUGCGGGGAUCCAAGGGCCCAGGGCAGGAGGCUGGCCUCUCCCUGGCACCUCUGAACCUGGGCGACGCCGAGACUGGGUUCCUGACACAGAGCAACCUGCUAAAUGUGGCCGGGCGCCUGGGCCCUGACUGGCCAGCCGUGGCCCUGCACCUGGGUUUGCCCUACCGUGAGCUGCAGCGCAUCCGGCAUGAGUUCCGGGACGACCUGGAUGGGCAGAUCCGCCAUAUGCUCUUCUCCUGGGCUGAGCGCCAGGCCGGGCAGCCAGGGGCUGUGGGGCUUCUCGUGGAGGCCCUGGAGCAGAGUGACCGGCGGGACGUGGCCGAAGAGGUGCGGGCUGUCUUGGAGCUUGGCCGCCGCAAGUACCAGGAGGGCAUCCAGCGCACAAGUCUGGCCCCCGGGGACCUCGGCCCACCUGGUUCUUCAGCAUCACAAUCCCCCGAGCCUGCCCAGACCUAG
Molecule: messenger RNA, 2742 nt
Organism: Lipotes vexillifer (Yangtze River dolphin)
Lineage: Eukaryota; Metazoa; Chordata; Mammalia; Artiodactyla; Lipotidae
Gene: PIDD1
Product: p53-induced death domain protein 1
Exons: 15
Coding region: 1-2742 (913 amino acids)
Biological process (GO): DNA damage response; apoptotic process; signal transduction
Cellular component (GO): cytoplasm
Molecular function (GO): protein binding
Source: RefSeq, a predicted model, not a curated record